Messenger RNA from Hypomesus transpacificus, 1123 nucleotides. RefSeq names its product NUS1 dehydrodolichyl diphosphate synthase subunit (gene nus1). Gene Ontology annotation, cellular component: dehydrodolichyl diphosphate synthase complex; endoplasmic reticulum membrane. The record is from RefSeq and is a predicted model, not a curated record. Gene Ontology annotation, molecular function: ditrans,polycis-polyprenyl diphosphate synthase [(2E,6E)-farnesyl diphosphate specific] activity. The transcript has 5 exons. The coding region runs from base 200 to 1045 and encodes 281 amino acids. Lineage: Eukaryota; Metazoa; Chordata; Actinopteri; Osmeriformes; Osmeridae.
UGCUGAGGGGUUCAGAGUGUAAAGGUUGCUACUACAGGAAUGAAUAUGGCGGCCGGCGAGCUGAGGUGUUGGCAGUAGAUUAAAUGUCUAGUUUCGAAGUAGAUUAGUGCACGCCCACCUUAACUACUCUUGGGAUGCGGCACUUUAUACAUUUGUGGCAAUAAUCAAGUUUCGAGAUUCUGUUGAGAAGGUCUGUGUAAUGGCGCUUGUGUACGAGUUUGUAUGGCGGGUUCUGCACGUCCUUCUCCACAUACAUAGAACGCUCAUCACCUGGUUCCGAAUCCGCCUUCGGAACUGGAACGGUCGGUUAUGGAAGCGAGCUCUGGCUACGCUCCUUGUACCCAUCACCCUUGGUUUUCCUGACCACCACAAGAAGAUGGGCCCCGCUACCGGUAAACGCUCCGGCCGUCGGUAUCGCUGGGGGGCAGACGGUAAAUCUCUGGAAAAACUCCCUCUUCACUUGGGAUUAUUGAUUACCGAGGAGGAACCAAGCCACACGGACAUCGCCAACCUGGUCGUGUGGUGCAUGGCCGUCGGUAUAUCCUAUGUCAGUGUGUACGAUAAUCAAGGUGUACUCCGGAGAAACAACUCCCGGCUCCAAGAGGAGAUCUUUAGGCAACAACAGGACCUCCUGGGUCCAGAAGGUUCCAAGCUCUCCGUCGAGUUCCUCAGCAACGGAACUGACAAGCAAGACUACCAAGUGCUGCGGGGCCAGCCCGUGGUGCGAGUGCUGUCUGCGGAGGACGGGAAGCAGAGCAUCGUGCAGGCGGCCCUGCAGCUGUGUAGAGAGGUGGAGCAACAGCAGAGGAGCUCCUCUGACAUCAGCGUCUCCCUGCUGGACUCAUUACUGAGAGAGUCUACGAACAUUCCGGACCCAGACCUGGUUCUGAAAUUUGGCCCCGUGGAGAGCACCCUAGGCUUUCUCCCCUGGCAGAUUCGACUCACUGAGUUCAUUUCCUUCCCCUCCCACCUAGACAUGUCAUACGAGGACCUUUUUGGGGCUCUGCAGCGAUUCGCCACCUGUGAACAGCGAGUGGGAAAGUGAGGCGAAGCGCUGCCCCACCCCCCCCCCAUGGAGAGGGAGGAAGUUGGGACAGACAGGACGGGGCUGACCCCCCCCCCC